Stylophora pistillata is the source of this 2676-nucleotide messenger RNA. RefSeq names its product substance-P receptor-like. Gene Ontology annotation, biological process: G protein-coupled receptor signaling pathway. The record is from RefSeq and is a predicted model, not a curated record. Gene Ontology annotation, molecular function: G protein-coupled receptor activity. Gene Ontology annotation, cellular component: plasma membrane. Lineage: Eukaryota; Metazoa; Cnidaria; Anthozoa; Scleractinia; Pocilloporidae.
GCUACCUAUCUUUGGUCACAAUUUUUCCACCCCAUUUGACGCUUACGCGUAUGUUUUAUGCAGCAUUUCUUUUCGAUUUGCAGAUCCCGCAAAGCCACGCUUUGGAAUAAACUCUGCAAUAGGAGAUGUAGAAUGUCACCUUUGAGCAGCUCUGUCCGAGAUUGUUUAUAUGUCUGAGUAUUGUAUCUUUUCCAGGAAAUAUUAUGCUCAGAUCUGGUAAUGAUUUGUAGUUGAAGUUAAUAACCAAUCGGAGAGCUUUGUCUCAAAAUGCUACUAGAUAUAAUUCUGUCCGCUUGCAGUCUUUGUGAGAAACUGUUUAUCAAUCAUUUCUACACUUUCUUCACAAUACAAUCAAAGUUCACCACGACUAUGAAAUCCUCGUUUCAGGAACGUUUUGUUUCCUUAAUCUUUUGAACGUGCAUGACUAAUUUUUUUUUUCUUUUAUGUGUAUUUUUUUCAGUUCAAAAAAUUUUCCUAGCAGUUUACAUGUGUUUCGUGCUGACUGCUCAUCUUUGAAUGAAUUUCAAGUGAUUAGCUGACUGAUCCAGGGAUCAAUGUAGCCCCACAGUCGUCGAGAUCAACAGAAUGAAGAUCUCAUUUACGCCAACGUUUAUUCCCGUUUACUUUUCUUUCUAUGAUUGUUGAAUCACGGGCUGAAAACUUGUGAAUGACACAGUCAAACCGAGAGGAUCAGUAGAGUAUCAACAAACAGAGAGGAUCAGUAGAGUAUCAACAAACAGAGAGGAUCAGUAGAGUAUCAACAAACAGAGAGGAUCAGUAGAGCACCAACAAACAGAGAGGAUCAGUAGAGUACCAAAUAAGGGAGAGGGAAGAGUCCAGGGAAAAGACGAUUAACAAUGGUCAAAAACGUCAUUAAUGGGACGUAAAAAUGUUUGGAAGAGGGUCGCGUAUCACUUAAUGCAUUGUAUACCUGCUAAACUCAACUGCAACGUAGGUGGAGAUAAUUUGCAUGCAAUAAUUUCUAUCGAUGCUUUAAGACUAGCAGGCUGCAAAACUGAGAGUUGUUUGAAGUCUAUCAGUUCGCCGAGGCACCAUUUGCAGUUGAUAACCGUUCCCAAAUUCAAAUCAAGAAAGAGGGAGGUUGAUCAAUUAAUAGAUAGAAAGGAUGAAUAACUCGACUGUUUCUCAGAGCUUAUCGAUUGAUUAUCCUGAAAAAGGUUUCAUGACAACGAGUGGAGUCGUUACUCCCUUGGCAGUCUUCAAGGUUAUCUCGGCUGUCUUGGUAGCAAUGCUGUCUUUAGUGGGCAACACCAUCGUUAUCUACGUGGUUUUUACCACAAAAAAGUUACACGCCAAUACCUAUUUUCUAAUCGUGAACAUGAGUAUCAGCGAUUUGCUUUACACAGCUGUUGCCAUUGAACCAUUUAUCGCCGGAAUCCUAGGACGACCCUUCCCUUUCCGUGGUUCUUGGGGAAGAUGCAUUUGCAAAUUUGUUAACGCGAUGGGUUUUGGUAUGAUUACCAGCUCUGUAUUGACACUGGCAGCCAUCGCUUACGAUCGGUUCUUCGCAAUUGUUUUUCCUCUGAAAAAUUUUAAGAAUAAGACCUAUCUGAAAUGGAUCGUCGCCUCAAUCUGGCUGUGUUCUACCCUGGUUAUGUCGCCGAUGAUGUACGCCAUGAGGUUGCAUGAAGAUAGCAACACCUCGUAUUGUUACGAAGAUUGGUCCCCUUAUUUUGAUACAGAUACUGCCUCCAAAACAUACACUGUUUUAUUAUUUGUUAUAAUUUACUCGAUUCCAUUCAUGACCAUGUUCAUAUUUUAUUCACUAAUGUCCUAUAUUUUGUGGUUUCGUAAAAUCCCUGGCAUUUCUGACGAAAUGACUCGGCAGCGUAUAGUGUCGGGAAGACGCAAAGUGGUUCGAAUGCUCAUUUUUAUCGUGUUGUGUUUUAUUCUAUGUUGGUUGCCGCUACAAAUAUCCACUUUUUCUGUUCAUUUCAGCGACGCUGAACUUCCUUUUGAAUUUUUCUUUGCCUGCGAAUUUCUGAUAAGAGCCAACGGGGCUAUUAACCCAAUGAUCUACGUGGUGUUCAAUGACAGUUUUCGUCGUGGGUUUAAGAGGGUUCUGUACAUGUGUUGUCCGUCAAAAUUAACCGUUCGUAUUCAUGUUUCGGGAAAAACAAAUCUUCUCUCGCAUACGAGCAGUAAGCAGUCUAAUCAGACCAGCUCUAACCAAGGAUUGCUAGGGUUUAGAGAGACAGUGGUGUAGAUUAGGGUGUCAGUUUUAUUGUGCAUAUGGCGUAUGAUGGAGGUUAAUUUCCUGCAAAGGUAAAAAAACCUUCCUUAAGAUUAUCGCACCAAAAAUUAUCUGGUAUAUGUCUUACUGUGUAUUUUUCUGUGCCUAACGAUGCUCAUUUUGUUAAUUUUCAAUUCAUAAAACCUGAGAUGUUUGUUCCAUUUUCUCGCAAUAUGCAUAAAUCUUGUAACAUAUUACUAGAACGAAUCGAGACAAGUGAGAUCAUUACACAAUGCUGUAGAUAAAAUCUUAGUAGAGAAGUGUACUUGGAGACAAUAGGCUACAAAUGUAGAAAAGUAGAUAAACCCAAGUUAAACUAAGAAAUUACUUCUAAGCUUUGAGACUAUGUUAAGAGAACUGAGAUAUAUUAACUAACGUAACGCUUACGUUUUUUGCGUAACAACGUAAAGACAGAACUGGCC